Messenger RNA from Toxoplasma gondii ME49, 10902 nucleotides. Its product is annotated as WD domain, G-beta repeat-containing protein. The record is from RefSeq and is a predicted model, not a curated record. Lineage: Eukaryota; Apicomplexa; Conoidasida; Eucoccidiorida; Sarcocystidae. Gene Ontology annotation, molecular function: protein binding. Bases 1 to 10902 code for a protein of 3633 amino acids. The transcript is spliced from 6 exons. Gene Ontology annotation, cellular component: cytoplasm.
AUGUCUGGCGGAGGCCCGCCACCGAUGCCUUCCAUGCGGUCGUCCUUUUCUCCAGACCACCAUUUGUGGCUCUCAUCUCUCAUCUGGCCCGACAUUCCUCUGCAAGCGUCUAUUUCCUGCAUCGCCGUCAAUCCAAGAUGCACAGUUUUGGCAACAGGCACCCACACUGGCCACAUUUACAUUUGGCAACUGAGUGCGGUCCAUGCCGCUCUGGCCUGUCCAGAAAGCCGCGUCUGCCGGCUUGGCUCGAACGCUGUGGCUGGGGAUGCUCCGUCGUCGCAUGCGGACCCGCCUUCCGAAAAUCGGCUCUCGGUUUUGCCGCCGUCAGCUGAUGGCUUCUCCACCGAGCAGAGCGCUGUGCCCGAGGGCAAGGAAGACGCAGCGUGGAGACCGGAAGAUUUUGGAACCGGACGCGACCUUACUCAGGGAGACUGCAGCAGACAGAGAAACGCCAAGGUCUGCAGAGAAUCGGUCUCCUCACGGAAUGAUGGUGCCUCUGGAAAUGUCUCCGGCGACUUGCCAACCGGCAGUUCCCGGACUGAGUCGUCGCCGUUUUCGUCCGCUUCGACGAACGCAGGCGGAGCCAGCUUCGAGGCUCCUCUCCCGCUUGUCCCCCAUUUGAUUUUGAUCAGUGAGUGGGGCGGAUCUGCGCCGGUGAUCGAGUGCGUCUUUGCCGUCGCAGCGGCGCCGCUGGUGAACGCAUGCAGUGAAGAAGUAUUGGUGUCUAUACACUCGGACAGCAAACUGCGGAUCUGGUCACUUCUCGACGGCCGGUGUCUGUCGGCCACGAAGCAGUUUCCGUAUCCCUUGAUCUCCAUUCGCGUGCUGUCCGAUCGGCGUUACGUCGUUUUAACUGGCAAAACCGGCGCGAUGGUUUUCGACUUGUGGGCCCACUGUCUUGUGUGUCACCUCUCACUUUCUCUUCCAGGCGUUGCCUCGCCCUCAACUGUCUUUGCGCGUCAGCCAGGUGACGCAGCGCUUCAGGCGGUGCCGGGGGGCUCGGCGCCUGACAGCGCUCGGGGCCCUGGAGGAGCGGGGGAGUUCUAUGGGAGACGAGAUGAAGCGAAGAAUCCGCUUUCGAGAGCCAACAGCGGGAGAAUGUCCAGACGCUCCCCCAGGGAAGUGACGGAAGCUCCGAAGGCAUGGCCGUGUGUCUGUCUCAUCGCUACGGCCACCAGCCCGCCUCCAGACUGCAGCGAAGAUGGACUACGAAGAGUGCGGACUUUGUUCCCGAAUCUACUAGGUGACCUGCCAUUCCCUCCUCUCUCAUCGCAGGGGAACCCACAGCCGGGCAGUGAAAGACAGUCCACUGCAGAAGGAGUCAUCUUUCGAAGCUCGUCUGGGGGAGACGCCGGAAGGCCGCCACCGGAAAACAGCAUGGGUGUGUGUCCCCAAGGUCUCCCGCCUGACGCUCCCGCCUCGUGUGCGUCCUCGUCGUUUUCGCCCUCUUCGUCCUUUGCGUUGCUCCACCAACAGUCGAAGUCCCUAUCCCCCACAGAGCAAGUCUUACGAGGAGACUCCUUUUCGUUCUUGGCUUUUCCUCAGGCCUCUGCAGAGGACUUUGCCCCGCCCUUUCCCCGUCUCAACACAGCCCCCCGGCACCGCGCCACAGAGGCUCCAGGAGGGAAAGGAGCCUCCCCUCUGUGGCCGAGUGAUUCGGCCUUCUUCCACUUGGCUCCCGAAGACUCCCCUGAGCCGGGGCUCGUGCCGCCCUUCCUCGAGCAGCCCGUGACUGUCGCUGGACUGACGCCAGAGGGCCGCCUAGCUGUCUGGGACCUGCAGGCAGUCUUGGCUAGCUGGGAGGAGCAGCAGACACAGCUCGACGGGAUGGGUGGGCGCGCACUGUUUCACGGGAAGCGGGAACACACAGUCUUUGGCUCGUUGGUGUCUCAAGACGCGGCUAGCUCGGCCCCACAGCGAUACGUCGCCGGCACCACUCAGGGACCGUCGGGGCUUCCGGAGGAAGCUGCCGGGGAUCCAGGACCGCCUGGAGACCGCAGCGCGGCUUCAGCGGCUGUUGGGGGUGCCGCGGGGCCUGGACGGAAAGGAGGCUUCUCCGGGGGACCGUACCAUUCGAAUUCCAUGAUCGGCCUACGCGACCCGCUGGCAGGAGACACGGCGGGAAACGGAGGAAGAGACAGAAAGAAAGGGACCAAGGCAGGAUCUUCAGUCGGCGAAGGAGCCGCGGCAGUCCUCCAGCCCAUGAGGACAGUGUUCGGCGGCAUGUUCGGAGUUGGAGGAGAGGACGAAUCGGAUGACGAAGGUGACGAGGCAGAGGACAACCAAGCAUCCAAAGGAGUCGAACCCGUAUUCGUCUCCAGCGUCUGCUGCGAACCCUCAUCGAUUCCUGAAGUUGGCGGGAGCGGCGCCUCUAGUCUCCUCUCUGUGACUGCCUCAUUCCUCGUCGCGCUGAGCUCCGAGAGCCUCGUCGUCUGGCGUCGCUUGCCCCGCAUGUGCAGCCCGUCGGCGUCGCCUACUUCGAUUUCCUACAGCCCGUUUCUGGACAUUCCAGUCACCACCCUCACCUCUCCCGCGGCGUCCUCAAAUUCCGGAUUCCUAGGGCCCGGUUGUGCCCACACAGGAGACAGCCGAGACCGAUCGAGCCAGAGCCAGGAGGAGGCCGAGGGGCGAGGAGACACUCGCGGCGAGGCACUGUCGUUGGCAUGGUGCCCAGCGGUGUUUGGAGACACCUGGGGCGAAGGGGAGAUAUCCCAGGGACUGCCCGUGGGCUGGAGUGGCUUGCACCUUCUCCCCUACUCGCGACAGGUGUCUCGCUUCUGCGAAGAACUGGAGGCCCUUGAGCGACAGCGCAGCUCGGCGAAUCAGGGGGCGCGAGCGGCGAGUGAGAACGAAUGGACUCUUUCUAUUCGAGGGCGAGGGUCGUCCAAGGCGUCGGAGUCUCGUGGGAGCUCGAUAGAGAGUGGAGGCCUCGGGACGCAUUUUUCCUGCGAAAAUGUCGAGGCUGUUCUUCUCGCGUGGACCUCAGACGGUGCUCUUCGGGCGUUUCUUCUUCCGCUCCUCGACGCGAGCUUCCUGCCCAGUUCCACGUUGUCUCUCGCAUCCGGAGGGCUGCCGGGAGGCCUCUCCCUCGCUCAAGGCAUCCUCAUUGGCCACAUGCCGGACGACCUUCUUGGAGGCGAAGACACACCCACGCCUGUUUUCCUUCCUCUCUUCUCGCGCUUCUCUUCUGCGGUGGGUGGGGGUGCCCGACGGUGCUUGGGAGGGGGCGAGGUGGGAGAGCGCAGUGGCGGGGACAGAGAAGAAGGAAGACGAAGGAGAAGAACGGCGGAAAUCGUUGGAGGGCUCCUGUCGCUGGGUGUCUCCCUGGAGGUCUCCGACCGUGUGACAGUGGCCUCGUGGAGUCUGGAGACAGUGGAGGCGAUGCCUGCGGUACGAGACAACCCUCACCGGUUUGUGAGGGCCAGCCAGAGCAAGGAUGCUCGACUGCCGCUGGAGGGGGAGGGGCUAGAUGCACUGCUGUCCCCUGGCCGCUUGACUAACGCCCCCUCAGAACAUGAGGCGCGGGAUCCUCAGUUCGAGGAAUCCCCCUUCGGUCAGGCGUCUUCGUCUUCCUUUCCAAGUUCUCGUCCGUCCGCCAAACCCCCGAGAACGUCCGCGCUUCGUCUUCGCGUCUCGCUGCGGGCGUCGAUAAGUGUCGGCGAGUUGUGGCUGCUCCCCUCCACACUUCGUUCGAGUCUUCAUCGCACCCUCUUCCCCCCGGUCCCGACUGUGCUCGACGGCGCCCGCGAGGACACAAAAAGGCCCUCCCUCGCCUCGAGGCGGAAGCCCCAGGGCGGCUGCCUCUUGCUGGGACAGGGGCGCGAGUGUGUAGACACGGGCGAGGCUGUGCGUGCACGGUUCUGGCGCCUCACUGGACUGCUGGAACAACGAAGGCACCUUAGCGAAGGUCGGGCCUGCCUGAGCUGUCUGGCAGGUCCGGAACUCGAGAGCGGGACUGGCGAGCGGAGUUUGGACGGUGGCACACACCCCACCAAAAAUCCUCUUUCUUCACACGCGGGAUGUAGCCUGCAAAUGGACGCCCCGGCGUCUUCGCGCGUGUCUCCAGAUACCAACGGAGCGUGUACAUACACCUCAGAUCGGCAUAUAUUGUCCUGGUGUCUGGUGGAGUCCCACGGCCAAGUUUUCCUCAUUUGCAGUGCGUCAGAUGGGGCGGCGCUAGGACUCUGUCUGAACCACGUCGCUGCGCGGCUGAGGCUCCAUCGUCACUUGGCUGGAGAGACCGCUGGGCACUCUGCAACUUGUGGACACUCUUGGAAGGGGCUGGUAAACGCAGAUCGUGCUUCCCAGAGUGUCUCUACAGACGACACUCUGUUCUUGAGCGGGUCUCGCGAUCUGGCCCCGUGGCCGAAUGCCUGCCAUGUGCUGCCCAGUUUGGUGCGUCUCCCCACUCCGGCGACACACCCCGGUUUGGUGGCUGCCGUGGAGGCGCAAGGCGCGCGCCGGAGUCUGGGCAAGACCGGCUGGAGGAGACGCGGACCCUCUGAGGCCACACCGCGAACGCGAGGGUGGGGUGGAGACAGCGUGGACGGGGGCGCGAAAUCGAGACGGGGAGAACAAGAAGUCUGGGGACUCGUGGCUGGAAGCGCGCGAGGCUCUCCCCUUCGCUCGCUGUCCGCGGGGGUGGGCGCAGGAGGCGAGUCGACGACGACGUGUCUGCCGACGUCUGACGAUUUGGAACCAGACGCGUUUUCGGACUUCUCGUCUGAGUUAUCGUCUCAAGGAUCCUCGGAGGAAACGUUCUCCGAGUUCGCCAGCGAGGAGUCGUCUGCACAAGCUUCAUCGGCUUCUGGAGUCUCGUCGCCGGGAUCCUCCGAGGACGAAGAGGAGAGAAGAUCGCCUUCCAUCGCCUCGCCUCUUGGCCGAUCUCUCUCGAGGUUGUCCACGCGCCGCCGUGUGCGGCCACCUCCUGGCGCGCCUCCCCAGUCGCCGACGCCUCUGUGUGCGGCUCCGCCGGUAGCAGUAAAGACGCAGGUGACCCACUUCUGUUCUCUGAGCUCGGUGCUGCUCGCUGGAGGCACGAACCGAGGCGACAUUCUCUUCUGGCGGCUGCCCUCCUUCUCCGUUUGCGGAUAUCUCCCUCGAGCCCUGCCUGCGCCUGUGUGCGCGAUGCUGCGCGUCUUGUCGGUGUGCGGCGGCCAGGGCGAAGCGCAGUUCGACUCGAACUGUUUCUUGGUGGCCGACGCCACGGGGCAGCUCACCCUCGUCGACGCGGCCAAGUGCUGCGGGUGUACAGACACCUCGAGUGCAAAUCCGCCAGACACCGAGUUCCACGCUUCGCUGUCUGCUCGGCGUCAGAAGCCGGACGGGGCUUCUGCCGAUCGACGCCACGGAGUGCCCUCGACCAGUGGGGCGUCCAGGGAGCCCGCUAGCCAGACCAAAGAUCGAGGCGAAGAGGAUUCGCGUGGGCCGCAGGAAGCCGAGCAGAGACAGCAGCGAAGCGCGCCUGGCGCACGACCAGACGAGCAGGUCGCCUCGAGUCUGGGCUCGAAUCUGGCUCCAGGGCUGGAGCCAGUGCUGUCAGAGAAAGGGCUCGUCGAAAGCCCCAUGUACGUGCACUACCGCGCCUCGACGUGGAGUGUACGUACACCCGAGCUUCUCCAGGCGGUGCCGCGGCCGUGCAACUGGUCGGGUGUGUUUCAGCUGGAGCGGCCGGAGGGAGCGCCGUGGCGGACGUUGGGCUCUUCCGGCUCCCUCGAGGGCGGUCUCUCUCCCGCAGCGUCGCUCGUGGCUCCACACGCGAUUCGUAAAGUUGCGGUGGAUCUCUUGUCAGAUACCAUUUGUUGCAUCACCGUGUCGGCGCGCUUCUUCCUGUGGAAGAUUCAGACCGGGCAGCUCCUGAAGGAGGGGCCGCUGUCGAGGAUUGCCGGCAUCUUCGCACCCGACGUCCCCGACGCACACCUCUUCUAUUCUCGCACCUUCCUGCAGAAUCCGCAUCUGUACUCCUCUUCGCCCCACCUCGAGAUGACCGUUUGGGGGUUCGCGCUGGGACAUCUCCAACUCGCUUCCUCCUCCUGUUGCCGCUGUUGCCACUUAGCCUGCAGUUCUUCUGCUUCCUCGCCUCGCCGUUCGGGAGCGAAAUGGGCCAACCUGGCGCCGAACACAGAAUCUCAGAUGGUCGCGGCUGGCGACGUGGACCCGUGUGCGCAGAGUGGAAGCCAGGAGACACUUCUGAACGCCGAGCCUCCCUUCAUCGCGGGUGAGCCGCCUUCCGCACCGUCGUCUUCAGACGUCGCUGAGAAGCGCCAGUCGUUUCGUCGGCGACGAGGCGAGAUUCGAAAGGAAAGAAAGGACAGAGGCCAGAGCAGUGCGUGGGCUUCCCUCUGUUGCCACGCAUCCGCGAAAAGCAGCAUCGAGGCGCAUCGAACGCUGCCUAGCGCCGCUGUCCUACUCCUCCCGGUUUCGCAGUUUCUCCAGCCCUGCUACCCCCCCAGAGUGGCGCUGCCUACUGGAGCUUCGGGCGCUGGCACCGACCGGGCCGCAGGCCUGGGGUCCAGCCGGGGCGCGGAGACCCCGCUGGCCGCGCAUGCACUCGCACUCUGCUCUGCGUUUUUGCCUUUCGGCGUCAACGCGUCAGUCGAUGCUGGCCUCCAGGAACUGUUUGCCUUCCUCUCGCCGUCGCCCUUGCCCCUUGUGCCGGGCGUUAUCGGCGCAGACCUAGCGAUCUCGUUCUCGCUGCCGCUUCUCUUGAUUCACGGCAUCCUCCACGACUCCUACGUGCGUCAGGCCCUCCGCGCCGCCACGGUGUGCGCGAGGCACCCGGGGGUAGACGCACGCACUUCCCUGCGCCCCCUCGAAGCUGCGCCUUGUUGCCACCAACCCUCGCUGUCUCAUAACUUGCUUCUUCACCAGCGAUCAGUCUUCCAGAGCUACGAGGUCUGCAACAGGGAGCCUCCGCGAGCGUCGGCUUCUCUCUCAGGAUCUUCGUCAUGUUUGUCUGCUUCCUCUCCUUCCCGCAUGAUCGGCUCUGACAUAACGGGGUCGCCCCUGGACGGCGCGAGCGCGAGGGAAUGUCUGGAAAGCUUCUCGUCUUUUGCAGCUGCGCUAGCGGAGCGUGACGCCGUCUGGACGGUGCAUGCAGCGAGUGAGGUUGCACGGGCGCCGGCCUUCCCAGACGCGAUGUCGUCUGUCGUGUCGCACCUCAUACAAAGAGAGCAGCGGAGUCAACUGAGGAAGGCAGGAUGUAGCAGCGCAACGACUCCAGCAAUCCUCGCUGUCCAACAACGCCUGUGGCGCCUCCAGAAGCUGCCGGGUCUCUGCAGGUCCGCUGCGGCCCUCAAGGCCCUCGUCGCCUCUGGACCAGCCGCUGUGCUGAUCGCUUCAACUGCGUGUCCGUCUGUGGUAUCUCAACGGACUUCUCCGUCACCUGCUUCGGCUUCCCUGUCGCUCGCUGCGAAGGUGCGGGGUCAGCCAGCAUCCCGAGAGGUCUCGCAGGCCCGACGGCGCAGCAAAAAAAAGAGCCUCCCGUCAGGCUGCGAUCUCUCUGGCAUAGACCUUCCUCCGCCGCCAACGUGUGAAGCCCUGAAUCUCUUCGGACUCCCGUCUGUAGCAAGCAAGGGUGCGGGGGCCCUCCGGGUGUCGGCUGCGUCGCCCGUCUGUUUCUCCUCAGCAUCUUCGCUCUCUCUCACUCCGAGCUUCUUGGGCGCCGACGCGGCCGUUGGACUGGGCCUCGGGGGAAGCAGGCGCGACUCUCGAGGAGCCCCGGGAUUUCCCCAGGGACCCCUUUCAGGGCGAACCGGGGGCUACGUUUUUGGGCUUUUCUUUGCCUCGUCUACCUCCGCAUUUCUCUCCGCGUCCGUGUACUCCGCCUCCACUGCGAGCCGCGCCUCAGAAGGCGCCAGAGUCCGUCUGCUGCAGGCCCUGGACGAAACGCAGAGCUGCGGCGCUGUCGGGACCACGAGCCGUCAGCUGCAGAUCCAGAUUCAGCACCACCAAAAAAGCCUUUACCACCAUCUUCACGUCCUCCAGAUGCAGCAGAAGCGCCUUGAGGCCAAGCUGUGCCCCGAGCAAGAACAGCCCGCGGAGGCUAAGAGACAGGCCACAGACGAGAGAGAAAAUACAGUGCAUGUCGGACCAGAAACGAGAGUCAAGAAACAGACUCUACCAGCUUCCGAAGUAGAGACUCCCGAAUCCGGCGCUCCCAUUUCUUCAUCGUCGUUAACGAAUCACAUCCGUCAGUUGGAGAUCCAGCAAGGUGCGAUUCGCCAGCAGCUCAUUAGCCUGCAGCAGCAGUUGAUUUCCCUGGCAGACGGCGAAUACUGGGGAGACGAUGGGCGAGCGGAGGGCUCCCGUCGGCUUAUACGCGGACGCGAACGGCUAGUGCACCUCUCGCUGUGUGUCGCGACAGCCCCGUGGCCGGGGUUCGCGGCCGUCCAGCGUUUCUGUGAACAGCGCGACGCACUCCGCAUUCGCGGACGAGAAACCGCUGCUGUAAGCGCCGAUCUCCUGAAUGGCGAAGAGAGAGAGCAGGAGGCGCAACGACCACUGAAGGAAUCGAUUAACCCCAACUCGGCUGCUUCUGCCCCCUCGUCUCCGCCAUCCACCUUCUCUUCUCUGACUUCUUUCUCCUCGUUGUCGUCUCUCGCGUCCUCGCCAUCGACGCCCGUGUCGUCCGGUGAGGCUGCUAAUGCUCACUCUGACGCUUCCAACCUCUUCCGGCUUCUCCUUGCUCUCCGGCAGGAAGAGCGAGGGCUGUGGCUGCGCCCCGGACCCUUCGCGUCCAAGGCGCGCUUCGGCUCUUGCUCUGCAAGCGCCACGGGGAGCGACGAGAGCCGCCAGCGAGGAGGACCUGUGCCCGGCGCCUCAGAGACUCGGCAGGCCUCACUUCCUGCGGCAUUUGUGAGUGGCGGACGCCUGCCUCUAGCGAUUGGUGGCUGGCCACUGCCGCGAUUCGCCCUAUAUAAGGACACGGCUUUGAGUUCGCCUUCCUGCGCGCAGUUUCUGCGUUUGUCUAGCGCCUCGCUCGCCUCGCCGCAUGUCUCCGCGGGCACAUCGCUCUCGUUUCUCUCGCUUCUCUCGGCGGCCCUCGUCCCGACUCUCACCCCGCCUCCGCCCUCCGUGGGCGCACGCGCCGCACUGAUUCAGGCCUUCUCUGACAAUUUUUGUCACUCGUUUUUCCCCUCGGUUUCUCCUGCUUCGACUGCAGAUGGUUGGCCCCAGGGCGGAGGCAGAGCAGCCCAGGAGACUGUUCAUUUGCGGCAUCCGUCAAUCUGUGGCGAGUCUCGAUCUCAGUCUCGUCUGACAUCAAUGGAGGACUCCACAUCCCGCGGCCCUCCGGAUGGGGUCGCUGACCAGCAUGUCGCCUUGACACUGGAGAGCCGAAAGGAAGGACAGGCCUCGCUAAAAACGCUGCCUCCCUUUCCUUUCGAUGUAGUCCCCGCAGGUCCCUCCUCGCCGCUGCCGUCUCUUUGGCUGUUGACGCUGUGCUUCCUGCAUAACUGCCCCUCGCCUUCCCACUCGCCUCACGGGUCGCAUCCAAGCGUGGGCGUUUCCGCUUCUUCUAGAGCUGCGGUGUACGUCCACCUCGGAGCCUGUGACCUUCUCAGGCGGGCAAUCUGCGCCAUGGAGGAGACGCAGCUCCUUCCCUUCGUCGAUGUCUGCCUUCAGUUCCUCGGCGCCGGCUGUGCAGUUUCGCAGGCGGACCAAAAAGACGCGCUGCACCGCGCGGCAGAAUCUGGCGUUGCGGCUCUGCCUCCAAAUCUGGCAGACGAACUCGAUGUCACCGGGCAGAGUGAAGUGGCUCUCGUCCUUCUCACAAUCAUUAUUUACGAACGGCCUGGCCUCAGUAAAAUUGCAGGACUGAACGUGGGCAUCAUCGUAGGGCACCACCUGGCUCGCGCGUUUUUGGGGACGCUUCUGCCUCUCGCAGCUGCAGGGCCCUCGGCGUCUGCCGGCGGCAUCGUCGCGCAUGCGUCGGCUGGGGUGGCGUCCCAGGCUCGGGGGGGAGUGCCACCGGUCGCGCGCGCAGAACUGCUUAUGGAGUUGUUUGCCUUGGGGCUGGGCAUUGUGUGGGACACUACGUGUUUGUUGAGUCGAUCCAUUUCGGCUCUCUUGGAUGGUUACGUCCCGCGAAGCCUCACAGCCAAGUUGACAGGCAACAACGGCGCAGGGGAGGCGCUUCUGCCCGACGAGCUGCUUCUCUGCCAGCUCAUGGCUGCCAUGUUCGCCUUUACCUUGCGGCCCCAGUGGAGCGCGUGCAGCUCCCUCAUUCUCACCCGCCUCGCCCGCACGAACUUCUCGCUGUUCGUCAAAGUUCUCGGCAGAGCUGCCGGCACUGUUGAGUUUGGCUCCGAGUAUACGGCAGCGGCGUUGCUGACUCUCGUCCAUUUCAGCGCGCGGAUUCCCGAGCUGUCUCUGGAGCUUCUUCCGGACAUGGUCGAAGCGGUAGUCCGGUGUCUAGACCCCGCGGAGCCUCACCUUCGUCGUCGUGCACUGAACGCCGCAACGGCGGCUCUGUUUCACCUUGUUCGUUGCUUCCCCAUGGCAACGUUUCAUCAGCAAACUCAACGCUUCGCUGUAGGCUGCGUGGAUGGCCUCAUCAUCCUCUACGACCUGCGCACUGCCACCAAGUGGAAGGUGCUCGAAGGCCAUACAGGCGCCGUUAACUGUCUCUCCUUCUCCGACGAUGGAUCGCUCCUCGCCUCCUACUCCAGUACCGACUGCACAAUGCGCCUCUGGCAGAGUUCAUCUUCCGGAUUCUUUGGGGGAAUUCUUGGCAUUUCAGCAAAGUCACAGAAGGUGAUUGAGCUACCGCCCUGCCCCAAGAAUAUUUUCUGGCAGUCCAUCCCUUACCAAUUAGAGACCGUUCGCAUGGUGAACAAGUCCAAAACGGAGUGGAUGAUCCGUCGCGAAGAUGGCAAGGGCUACAUGGUUUUGGUUUCCUAA